AUGUCUUCGCCGACGGAAGAAAGCGUUAGGCGCAAUAGUGAGAGCGAAGCUGGAGAGGCUGAAACACCUGAACAUGAUCCACAUUACGAGCCUAUAGUAUCGUUGCCGUUAGUGGAUAUACAUACCAAUGAAGAAGAAGAAGAGGAACUCGUCAAAAUACGAGCCAGGCUUUAUAGAUACGAUACUGGCGAUCAUGAAUGGAAGGAAAGAGGUACUGGUGACAUCAAGCUAUUACGUCACAAAUUAAACAAUACAGUCAGAGUGGUCAUGAGGCGUGAUAAAACCCUCAAAGUAUGUGCUAACCACUUCAUUACUCCAGAUAUACGGAUGAAUGUUCAUUGUGGUUCGGAUAAGGCCUUUAACUGGUCUGUCUUUGCAGAUUUUGCAGAUGAAACUUGCAAACAAGAAUUGCUUGCUAUUAAGUUUGGAAAUCCUCAAAAUGCAGAGCUUUGGAAAACAAAAUUUGCUGAAGCACAGGAAAUAGUCAGGACUAAAUGUAGUCUCUAUACACAAGACCAGUCCUCAGACGAUGAAAGUAGUAUAACAAGAAGUGAGGAUACUGAAACUCCUGAACCCAAAUGUGCUGACAAAACCCCUGACGAAGAAGCUAAAAAAGAGUUAUCUGAAAAAGACUCUGAUGGUGUUAUCUUAAAACUUAAGGAACUCAAAGUGGAAAGUGCAAAAUCAGAG
This is a messenger RNA of Brenthis ino (lesser marbled fritillary), 690 nucleotides long. Lineage: Eukaryota; Metazoa; Arthropoda; Insecta; Lepidoptera; Nymphalidae. The record is from the annotation of a GenBank genome assembly.